CUACAAAAACAGUUGUUUUUCAAACAUAACCGCCGACUUCCUGCGCCAAAAAUUGGUGCUUCUUCUUCCUCUUCACAUUUCAGGAGAAAAAGCUCCCCAAUUUUUAAAUCCUCAGUCAAAAACUCCACUAAAUUGCUAAAUAACCAUCCUUCCUGCUUCCUUGCGCUUCUGCUGGCGGGUUCAUUUACGUAAUUUUGGAAAAAUCCAAUGGCGGCUUCGGACUCUUUCAGCGUACGUAUCGUCUCCGUCGACUACUACAUGGCGCCGCCGAUCCCAGGCCUCGAUAUCUCUUACAGUAGCUUCCAAGGUGGGAAGGUGAAUGAGGUGCCAGUUAUAAGAAUAUUCGGCGCCACGCCUGCUGGUCAGAAGACUUGCUUGCACAUUCAUAGAGCAUUACCGUACUUAUAUGUGCCAUGCGCUGAUAUCCCGAUUCAGCUGCACCAGAAAGGUGAUUUGUACACACAUGAUGUAGCUCUUGCUAUAGAGAAAGCUUUGAAGCUCAAAGGUAAUGCUGGUUCAAAGCGACAACAUGUACAUAGUUGCAGCCUUGUCCAGGCUAGGAAGCUUUAUGGUUACCACUCAUCGGAGGAGUUGUUUGUGAAGAUAUACCUCUACUAUCCCCAUGACGUCUCUCGUGCUGCAAGUCUUCUUCUGGGAAGCUCAGUUUUUGAUAAAUGCUUACAGCCUCAUGAAUCUCACAUUCCCUUCAUUCUUCAAUUUAUGGUUGACUACAACUUGUAUGGGAUGGGUCAUCUGCAUGUAUCAAAGAUUAAAUUCCGUCAUCCAAUACCAGAUGUUUUCGUCCAUAGAAGGUCUGUUUACAAUGGACAGCCUAGUCAGGACAUGGAUAAAACGACUUGCAUGUCUGCUGAUUUGCAGGCAGAUAUACGUGGUCAUCUUUCUUUGGGUUCACCUGUUUGGAUAUCUUCCACAAUUCCAGUUGAUUGGACAUGGAAUUCUCCUGGUGAAUUUGAAGGUUCCUCACAUCCAGACAUUAACUGCAUUAGACGUCAAAGUAUUUGUGAACUUGAGGGCGAUUCUACUGUAGAUGAGAUUCUUAAUCAGCAGCUUAAGAUGUAUACUUCCCUCUCACAAACUUGUUCAGAUGUGAAGAUGGUUCAGUCACUUAUACCAAUUUUGGAGGAGUGUGAAAGGACUGGAAUACAUGAGGCAGCAAUACCACCUGAUCCUGCCAAACCACUUCCUGAAGAUGCUUUGAAAACUCUCUCAGUUGGUCUUGAAUUUGACAAGAAGCUUAUUAAAGUGCACGGUGAAGCUGAAAGUUCUCUGUGUCGAACUCAAUUAAGGAAAGAUGUAAGGUCUGUGGAGCAGAUGGCAUCUCGAAAAGAUGAAGGAAACUUUGCUGGACCCCAAACUGAUAAUCUUAUUGAUGGAGAAACAAUUGGAUCUCUGCCAACACAAGAUUCUACUAAAGAUAGUGUUCCAAAUUCCAAACUAUCAUUGAAUAAGGAACUUCCAUCAUCACUAGUAAUCCCGACGGUAAACAUGAAGGUUACAGAUAGUGAAGCACUAGGUCUUCUUAGAUGGCUUGCUACUUCUCAGGCCGCUGAAGAUAUAAACUCUGAUGACGAACUUGUUUGUGAGACAAUUCUUAGUCCCUUGUUGCCGGCAACAACCAUUGACAAUGUUCUAAACAAAGCUAAUGUGGAUUAUGAGACUGAAUCCCAAAAGGAGUGUCAGGACAUACUUGAUUCGGUUGGUGAUAUGAUUGACUUUGAAAGAUUUCAAGAAAGAGAUUCUUACCCUUCAGAUCAAAAGAAUUCUUCAAAAAGUUCGUCUGAGUAUGUGAUUCACCAGGUGGAUGGUUGUGGGGAUGACGAUUUCUCAACUCCUUGUGAUGGAUCAGUUGGAGGCUUUUCUGAAAUAGAGGGGAAGAGUGAAUUUAGGACCUCCAGCCAUCAGGUGCAAGAUGCUAGCUCCAGCUUCAAUCAUAAGCACAAAAGGAAAAAAUUAUGGGGCUCUUUACCUUUCUCUGAGACCUCAAAGGUGAAGACAGAAGGGGAACAUGCCCGUUUACACAUAGAAACAAAGGACCCUAGUGGUACAAGUUCUUCUGAAAAUGAAGUGGGAAAACGUGCAGGCACUGGAACUUGUGACGCAAAAGACAGUAGUAUGUUGGCAAGAUGCUCUGUGAGGGACUUGAUGAGGAGAAAGCGAUCCUACCGAGUUGAGCCACCUGAAGGUAGUGGGAGGGAGGAAAACAAAGACACACUUCUCUGCGCAAAGCGUUUAGAUUUUCGAGUGUCAGGUACUGAUGAGCAUGACAGGAAGCCUCACGAGUCAUCUAACUUCAGGCUAUCAUUAGUUGACCAACAAUCAGGAAGUUAUAAGGCUUAUAAAUAUGAUGCUAAACCAACCAAUCCUGGUUGUUCAAUGUAUGGUAAACUUCCACUGUGUUCUAGCAAUGACAACAUUUUACAUGCAAGUACGUUAGAUGGAAAAUUGGAUUCCAAUGUGUUGAUUGGUGAAGAAGUUGGUGCUUGUGCAAUGGCUCAAUUUCGGAACUCCUUGAUUACAGGCCCUUCUCAAGUUCCUUCUGUGAACAAAAGAAUGCAGACUUGGUCUGCUGAGCAUGAAGUGGCUGAUGGAGAUCGUUAUGUUGAAAGUGGCUUUGAAAGCUUAUCUUCCAAGGGUGGAGUAUAUGAAAUGUCUUUUGAGAAUCCCAUGGAUGCAAAUGCCACAACUGUCGGUGCUGUUCUAAACAAUGAGAGGUCUGGUGUCCAAAAACUGGGUAGGGACUCUGUUUCAUCUGGGCUCAGACACUCACCGUCCGAGGUCAUCUAUCCGGAUGAUGGGGACUUAAUUGGAAUGACAUUCCACAAGAAGCCUCCUGUUCCAGACUGGAAGGACAGGGCAUCUAAAGACACUUCAUCUUUAUACGAUGGAAGAGCUACGGAUGACUAUUUCCCCUUCUUUGUGGGAGAUUUCCCAGACGAGAAAGAAAUUCAGAACAAGUGUGUUAGAAGUGAAUCUAGCUCUCAUGAAGAAUCUGUUAUGGGUGUCCCUACUCACUAUCAAACUGAUGGCUCUUACUUGUAUUUGUUAACACCUGCAACUUCACCCCCUUCUGCCGAAAAGGUGAAUAGAUGGUUGUCAAGUGAUGAAAAAGAUGACGUUCCACCUAUUCUGCCCCAAGGACCUCAAGAGAAUCAUGAAAAUCAUGAAGAAGAAAGGAACCAUUUCUGCACUGACAGGAUGGGAAUAGCGCAAAGAGAAGGAGAUGCUGUUAAAGUUCAAACAAACUCCGAAUGUUCACAAGAUAAUUCUCAGAUUUCUGGCCCAGAUGGGAGAUCAAAGCCCACUCCUCUUAGUCAAAUUGGAUUCAGGGACCCUGCAAGUGUUGGUGCAGGCCAACAGCUGACAUUGUUAAGCAUAGAGGUUCAAGCAGAAUCAAGAGGAGAUCUUCGACCUGAUCCUCGGUUUGAUGCCAUCAAUUUUAUCUCUCUUGCUAUUCAGAAUGAUAGUGAUCCUAUUGUUGAAGUUCAUGUGCUUUUGCACAGUAAAGCUGAAGGUUCUAAGAGGAGUCUUGAUGGAAUUUCUCGCUGCAAGGUGUUGGUUUUUUAUGAGGAGAAGUACUUAUUCGAUCAUUUUAUGAAAAUUGUGUGCUCAUUGGACCCAGAUGUUUUGAUGGGUUGGGAUAUACAAGGUGGUUCUCUUGGCUUUUUGGCAGAAAGGGCUUCAUAUCUUGGUAUAGGUUUACUCAACAAGAUAUCUCGGGCACCGUCUGAAUCCAAGGUGGAGGGUGAAGAUUUAGAAGUUUUGGAGAAAGCAAUACAAGAUAAAAUAAUUCCUGAGGCGGUCAUUGCCAAUUCAGUUGUAAGAGAAGAUCCACUAAUUGAGGAUGAAUGGGGAAGAACUCAUGCCAGCGGUGUCCAUGUUUGUGGUAGAAUUAUCCUUAAUGUAUGGCGGCUGAUCCGUGGUGAGGUCAAGCUCAAUAUGUACACAGUUGAGGCUGUUGCUCAAGCUGUGUUGAGGCGAAAAGUCCCGUAUAUUUCUAAUAAAGUACUGGAAAAAUGGUUUUCAAGUGGCCCUGGACAAGCCAGAUAUCGAUGUAUUGAAUAUGUAAAUGAGAGAGCGAAGCUGAGCCUUGAAAUAAUGAAUCAGUUAGACAUGAUAAAUCGAACAUCAGAACUUGCACGUGUCUUUGGCAUUGACUUUUUUUCAGUUCUCUCUAGAGGUUCACAAUACCGUGUUGAAUCCAUGUUUCUGAGACUAGCCCAUGCACAAAACUAUGUUGCCAUAUCCCCUGGGAGUAAACAGGUUGCUUCUCAACCAGCGAUGGAGUGCAUACCUCUUGUCAUGGAACCAGAGUCUGGUUUUUAUGCAGAUCCAGUUGUCGUAUUGGAUUUUCAGUCUCUUUAUCCGUCAAUGAUUAUUGCAUACAACCUUUGCUAUUCUACAUGCCUUGGAAAAGUUGUACCUUCAGAGGCAAAUACACUUGGAGUCAGUUCGUUUUCACCAGAUCCCCAUGACCUUCAUAUUUUAAAAGAUCAGAUUCUGCUUACUCCAAAUGGUGUCAUGUAUGUCCCCGAGAAGGUUCGCAAAGGUGUACUACCCCGUUUGUUAGAUGAAAUAUUGUCAACGAGAAUAAUGGUUAAACAAGCUAUGAAAAAGCUGUCUUCUUCGCAGCAAGUUCUUCACAGGAUUUUUAAUGCAAGACAGCUUGCUCUGAAGUUGAUAUCAAAUGUAACGUAUGGCUAUACUGCUGCUGGGUUUAGUGGCCGCAUGCCUUGUGCCGAGAUUGCAGACAGUAUUGUUCAAUGUGGCCGUAGUACACUGGAAAAGGCUAUUUCAUUCAUAAAUGCACAUGACAAGUGGAAGGCAAAAGUUAUUUAUGGCGACACAGACAGCAUGUUUGUCCUCCUAAAAGGACGCACUAUUGAAGAUUCUUUUAAGAUUGGACGCGAGAUUGCAUCUGAAAUUAGUGCUAGGAAUCCAAAUCCAGUUGCUUUGAAGAUGGAAAAAGUUUACAGCCCGUGCUUCCUCCUUACCAAGAAGCGUUAUGUUGGUUACAGUUAUGAAAGCCCUGAACAGAUCGAACCUAUUUUUGAUGCUAAAGGUAUUGAGACAGUUCGUAGGGAUACAUGUGCGGCUGUUGCCAAGACAAUGGAGCAGUCUUUGAGACUUUUCUUUGAACAUCAGGACAUGUAUGAGGUCAAAACAUACUUACAGCGUCAGUGGAAGCGAAUCAUAUCGGGAAGGGUGUCUCUUCAGGAUUUUGUAUUUGCAAAGGAAGUUCGCCUAGGCACCUAUCGGGCAAGUUCUAUUUCGUCACUUCCACCAGCUGCAGUUGUUGCCACAAAAGCUAUGAAAACUGACCCGAGGGCAGAACCACGUUAUGCAGAGCGAAUACCUUACGUUGUGAUCCACGGGGAGCCUGGGGCUCGUCUGGUUGACAUGGUCGUGGAUCCAUUGAAUCUCUUGGCUAUUGAUUCACCAUACAGAUUAAAUGAUCUUUAUUACAUCCAUAAACAGAUAAUCCCAGCUUUGCAGCGAGUGUUUGGGCUUCUUGGGGCUGACUUGAACGAGUGGUUUUCAGAUAUGCCCCGGCCAGCCAGGGAAGCCUUUGGUAAACGCGCCUUUUAUGCUUCCAAUCCACACCGAACCAGAAUUGAUUAUUACUAUCUUUCGAGGCAUUGUAUCUUGUGCGGGGAGUUGGUCCAGGGAUCAGCCCAUCUAUGCAAUCAAUGUUCUGAAAACAAAAGUUGUGCUGCUGUAGCUGUAAUUGGAAGAACUUCGAAACUGGAGAGAGAGAUGCAGCAGCUUGCUGCUAUCUGUCGACAUUGUGGAGGAGGGGACUGGGUCAUAGGAAGUGGCAUUAAAUGCACUUCUCUUGGAUGCUCGGUGUUCUACGAGAGGCGUAAGGUUCAGAAAGAAUUACAAGGGCUCGCUUCUGUUGCUGCAGAAACCGGUUUCUACCCGAAAUGCAUGGUGGAGUGGUUUUGAAGACUGCAAGAAAAUCUAUUUCUUCUACUCUUUGGCCGAAGGUUUCGUUGUUGUUGUAUGGUCGUAUCAGUUUUUUUUAUUUUAGUUUUAGUGUAUUUAUGUGUUUAGCCAUGAUGUUGUAGAAUAUUAGUAGGGUCCAAAUGUGUCAAGUAACAUGUUUUUUAGUAAAAUACUAAUGGGCCCACAAAGACGGGAUUAGCAAUCCCAUACUUGUCGCGGCUUCGUGCUAUUUGACAUUUGACGUGGCUUCAUGCGAUUUGAAUCUAGACAUGGCUUCGUGCCAUUUGAAAGUUGA
Molecule: messenger RNA, 6262 nt
Organism: Pyrus x bretschneideri (Chinese white pear)
Lineage: Eukaryota; Viridiplantae; Streptophyta; Magnoliopsida; Rosales; Rosaceae
Product: DNA polymerase zeta catalytic subunit
Exons: 23
Coding region: 208-5967 (1919 amino acids)
Biological process (GO): error-prone translesion synthesis; double-strand break repair via homologous recombination
Cellular component (GO): nucleus; zeta DNA polymerase complex
Molecular function (GO): DNA binding; nucleotide binding; DNA-directed DNA polymerase activity
Source: RefSeq, a predicted model, not a curated record